AUGAUAACGCGAUCAAAUUUGGCAGACCAAUUAAGAGAGUAUCAGAUUCGAUCUAAGCAUGAUUGGGCCUCUGUCUCCUUCUUUUCUUCCACUUCUAAUUUCAGCUCUUCAAGGGUUGACGUUGUGGUGUUUGUAAUAUGGGAACUCGUUAUCAUAGCAUUCUUGGUUUUCUCUGCAGUUUCUUUAUAUUUUAGGAAUAUGCAACUUGCGUUUGUCUUAGUAUGCAUCACUAUGCUAUUGCUUUUAUGCAUGAAAGUUACAAAGCAAGUUCGAUUGGCUAGGAAAAAGAAGCGAAGGAUGCUUCUUCCUUUAUCUAUGUAA
This is a messenger RNA of Dovyalis caffra, 321 nucleotides long. The record is from the annotation of a GenBank genome assembly. Lineage: Eukaryota; Viridiplantae; Streptophyta; Magnoliopsida; Malpighiales; Salicaceae.